Molecule: messenger RNA, 517 nt
Organism: Coccinella septempunctata (seven-spotted ladybird)
Lineage: Eukaryota; Metazoa; Arthropoda; Insecta; Coleoptera; Coccinellidae
Gene: RpL35A
Product: 60S ribosomal protein L35a
Exons: 4
Coding region: 1-480 (159 amino acids)
Biological process (GO): ribosomal large subunit biogenesis; cytoplasmic translation
Cellular component (GO): ribosome; cytosolic large ribosomal subunit
Molecular function (GO): structural constituent of ribosome
Source: RefSeq, a predicted model, not a curated record
AUGGAAAAUAAUACUCAAGAAAACUUCUCUUUCAAUCUGUCAAUAGAAAUGGCGAAAGCACCAAAAGUAGAGAAGAAAACCGAAAAAGCUCCUGCUGGAGAAAAAACAGCAGUGGUAAAAAACAGGAGAGUUAAAAAGAGGCAUGGAAGGUUAUAUGCUAAAGCUAUUUUCACUGGAUACAAACGUGGUUUGAGGAAUCAACAUGAGAACACUGCUCUCCUCAAAGUAGAAGGAACUUCAGCUAAGCAAGACAGUUGGUUUUAUGUAGGCAAAAAAUGUGUAUAUGUCUAUAAAGCCAAAAACAAGACCUGUGUUCCCGGAAAGCCAAAAUCUGUGAAAUCUAAGGUCAGGGCAAUAUGGGGUAAAGUAACCAGGCCUCAUGGUACAAGUGGAGCAGUAAGGGCUAAGUUCAAUAGAAACCUACCUGCAAAAGCUAUGGGACAUCGUAUUAGAAUUAUGCUGUAUCCAUCAUCCAUUUAAAUGUUAAGAUCCAAUAAUAAAAGUUUGAAAAGUUAAA